Molecule: messenger RNA, 1731 nt
Organism: Cordyceps fumosorosea ARSEF 2679
Lineage: Eukaryota; Fungi; Ascomycota; Sordariomycetes; Hypocreales; Cordycipitaceae
Product: folylpolyglutamate synthase
Exons: 1
Coding region: 1-1731 (576 amino acids)
Biological process (GO): tetrahydrofolylpolyglutamate biosynthetic process
Cellular component (GO): cytoplasm; cytosol; mitochondrion
Molecular function (GO): ATP binding; tetrahydrofolylpolyglutamate synthase activity
Source: RefSeq, a predicted model, not a curated record
AUGCAGCAUUGCAUCAGCCGUCUCCGUGCCACCACAUCACCCAUCUGCACAGCAUCACAUCACAGAGCCGUCUCAACGUCUUACUCCGGUGUCGGCGCCUUGUACAGGAUGAGCUCGUCUGCUGCGACCGGCCCGCGGCGCGACUACGACGCCGCGCUGGCCCACCUCAGCAUGCUGGCCUCAAACCGCGCCGUCACCACGCUCUUUGAGAAGCCACGGCAAGACGCCGCCGCGGCCGCGCAGCCACCUUCAUCGUCCUCACCACCGGCCCAGGAUCUCAACGCGCAGGCGAUUCCCGAGAUGCUCAUGUGGCUGCGCAGGGCAGGCUACACGCCGCAGGACCUCGCGGCCAUGCGACACAUCCACGUCGCCGGCACCAAGGGCAAGGGCUCCGUGUGCGCCUUUGCCACGUCGCUGCUCCGCGCCGCCGGGCCGCGCGUCGGGCCGGUGGGCACCUACACGAGCCCGCACCUCGUCAGCCCGCGCGAGCGCAUUGCCAUCGACGGCGCGCCGGUCAGCCGGGCCGUCUUCGCCGCCGCCUUCUGGGAGCUGUGGGACCGCUUCACCGCCGCCGCCGUUGCUGACGGCCAGCGGCCGCGCGCCCGCUUCCCCGCCGCCGCCGUUGCUGACGGCCAGCGGCCGCGCGCCGUCGCCGAGGGCCCCGCCUCCAAGCCCUUUUACUUUCGCUUCCUGACCAUCCUCGCGUGGCACGUGUUCCUGCGCGCCGGCGUGCGCGACGUGGUCGUCGAGUGCGGCAUCGGCGGCGAGCACGACGCGACCAACGUGCUGCCGGCCGCCGCCGUGUCGGCCGCCGUGGUGACGCAGCUGGGCGUCGACCACGUGGCGAUGCUGGGCGGCACGGUCGAGGAGAUUGCGUGGCACAAGGCGGGCGUGUUCAAGCCCGGCGUGGCGGCGUUCACGCUCGGCGACGCGCCGGCGAGCGUCAUGGCAGUGCUAAGGCGACGCGCCGCGGAGAAGGGGGCGCGGCUCGUCGAGGUCGACGCGCCGGCGGCGGAUGCGUGGGAGGGUGUCGUUGUCGGGGGCGGCGAGGCGCCGCUGCUGCUGGGCGGCGACUUUCAGAGGCGCAACCAGGCACUGGCCGUGCUCGCGGUGCAGGAGCACCUGGGCGUGCGCGACGAGGCGGCGAGCACGGCCGAGACGCUGGCGCGCCUCCCGGAGGGCAUGGCGGCCGCGCUCCGGGGGGCGACGCUGCGCGGGCGGUGUGAGGUGCUCCCGGACGAGGCGCACGGCGUGCGGUGGCUGCUCGACGGGGCGCACACGCGGGACAGCAUCACGCAGGUCGCGCGGUGGCUCGUGAAGAGCCUGGACGGCGACGGGGAGGAGACGGUCGCGCUCGUGUUCAACCAGCAGGACCGCGACGCGCCGGCGCUGCUGGCGCACCUCGUCGAGGCGGUGCAGGCGGCGGCAGAGGCAGAGGGCGGCGGCAGAGGCGAGGUCGUCUUUUCGCGGGCGCUGUUUACGAGGAACGAGCAGGAGGCGGCGGAGCACGAUGGCGACUUGGGUGUGCAGAAGGCGCUGGCCGAGACCAUGGCGAGGCUCGCGCCGGGGUGUCAAGUGAGCGUCUUUGAUAAUGUCCGGAGCGCUGUGGCUGAGGCGAGGAGGGCGGCGGCGGUGGCCGGCGGCGGCAAGGUGCAAAAGGUGUUGGUCACCGGGAGUUUACAUCUCGUCGGGGGUAUCAUGCGGGUCAUCGAGCCCGACAGUCUAUUGUAA